AUGACAGUUACAACAACUAGCCUGUUCAUACAUCACAAGCUAGGCUGGGAUGAGCAUCACAAUACCAAUGACACAAGAAAAGGACAAGGUCACUGCAGGACUGGCUGGCUGAUUCCUAUUCACCACUGGAAUGUGAAUGAAUUCAGUACUAACUGUGCUGUAUGUUGCACUAUUGCCUUGGUUGGAACUAUUAGCCUAAGUCAGAGGUUGGCUGUACUUCCUGGUUCCUUGUGGUGUGUUCUCCCUGUUUGCGGAAAUGUCUAUCUGGCCACAGUGGGGACAAGGAAGUGGUCAGAGAGUCAACGUAUGGAGCCACAUGGAGAGGCGGCUACUUACUCGCUCUGGAGGAACUUUGGCACAAGUUGUGAAUGUUUAUGGGGCUGGCCACACACAUUGAGCAAUGACUUGGAGGAAAAUAAAGUAGAUUUGAGUGAUGAAAACAAUGAAUAGGGCCAUAGCAGUAAAUCUGAACUUGAAGAUGAGGAUGGUGAUGAUCCCAAAGAGACAGCAGAUGUAUGAUGGUUAUUUACUGAAAAGACAAAGUUUCAAGUUGG
Schistocerca serialis cubense is the source of this 554-nucleotide messenger RNA. RefSeq lists its product as uncharacterized. Bases 1 to 450 code for a protein of 149 amino acids. The record is from RefSeq and is a predicted model, not a curated record. Lineage: Eukaryota; Metazoa; Arthropoda; Insecta; Orthoptera; Acrididae. The transcript is spliced from 2 exons.